UGUUAUGAGAGGUGCUAGAAAAGUCCGAGCAGUACACCGCAACAACGUCUGUGUGUUGUUACACAGUAAAGUGAAGUAAAGAUGCGGUUGUCUGGUGUGUCAGCGCAAGGUUCUUUCCAGCGGGUUAGAGUGACUGUCCCAUGGUCCAUGAUAAUAGGAACCUGUUACUGACAGCACCAUGUCAAGGCUUGCAAGAACAGGGUGAAAACGGGGGAAUUUCUCCCAGUUCAGCGCAUCCACUGGGAAGUGAAGCUGAAGCUACAGUAUGUGUGCGAUGACGAAGGGACGCUACCUCUCCCUGGGCUUCGUGUUCCUUGUUUAUUGCACAACGUGCACGACAUCUAAAGGAGCCACAGGUGACAUCCUGCCAGACUCCCUACCGUCAGUCCCAGGUACCCUGCCUCACUUCAUGAAGGAGCCAGAAGAUGCCUUCAUCAUCAAGAGCAACCCAAUCAAGCUGCUCUGUCGGGCUGUGCCCGCACUGCAGAUCUUCUUCAAGUGUAAUGGAGAAUGGGUGCACCAGAAUGAACAUGUGUCCCGGGAGUACAUGGAUCAGAACACUGGGCUAAAGGUGCGUGAGGUGUUGAUCAACGUGUCCCGUCAACAGGUGGAGGACUUCCACGGCCCAGAGGACUACUGGUGUCUAUGUGUGGCCUGGAGCCACCUCGGCACCUCCAAGAGCCGCAAGGCCACGGUCCACAUCGCAUACCUGAGGAAGAACUUUGAGCAGGACCCCCAGGGGAAGGAAGUUCCAAUCAAAGGGAUGAUCGUGCUGCACUGCCGCCCCCCAGAGGGAGUGCCAGCAGCAGAGGUGGAGUGGCUGAAGAACGAGGAGCUGGUGAGCUCCCUGACGGAUGACAACAUUGACACCCGAGCUGACCACAAUCUCAUCAUCAACGAGGCACGACUGUCCGACUCAGGAAACUACACGUGCCUGGCCAGCAACAUCGUGGCCAAAAGACGCAGUUCCACAGCCACUGUGGUUGUUUUCGUGAAUGGUGGAUGGUCACUGUGGACAGAGUGGUCUCCCUGUAAUGUUCCCUGUGGUCGAGGUGUCCAGAAACGCUCCCGUACCUGUACCAACCCUGCCCCGCUUAAUGGAGGGGCUUUCUGCCAGGGCAUGUCUGUGCAGAAGAUCACCUGUAAUGCCCUCUGUCCAAUUGAUGGUGGCUGGGAGGAGUGGAGCGCGUGGACGCUGUGCAGUGUGCAGUGUGAGCGACAGCGUAGGAGGGAGUGCAAUGAUCCACCACCCAGACACAGGGGCAAGAUGUGUGAUGGGCCCAGCGACACCACAGAGAACUGCACUGGAGGAAUGUGUUCCCAGAAUGGAAAGCUGCUGCAUGAUGUUAAACCUCAAAGUAUGGAUGGCUCCAAUGACGUGGCUCUUUACUCUGGGCUGGGGGCGGGGAUCAUAGCUGUGACUGUCCUUGUGGUGGCUGUCAUGCUGUACCGGAAAAACCAGAGCGACUACGGCGUUGAUGUAAUCGAUUCGUCCGCGCUUACCGGGGGCUUCCAGUCUUUCAACUUCAAGACCACCAGACAAGGGAACCCACUGCUUCUCAACUCCUCUCUGCAGCCAGACCUGACAGUGGGUGGGACCUACAGCAGCCCCAUCUGCUUCCAGGACUCCAUAGACAACAAAGAGCUCUUUGACCCCCUGCCAGACAUCAAGGUCAAAGUUCAGAGCUCCUUUAUGGUUUCACUAGGUGUGGCCGACCGCGCUGAGUACCAUGCUGCCAAAGGCCAUCCGCCUGAGACCUUCCCCAGGGGGCUGAACCGAGACUACAGCAACAGCACUGUGGAGAGACGGAGCACCAAGAAGGGCCUGCUCACCCCCAACAGCCCCCACCUCAACCCCACCAAAGAUCAGCUGGGAACCACGGGCGUGUUUGGGCAUCUGGGCGGCCGGUUGGUGGUGCCAAAUACUGGUGUCAGCCUGCUGGUACCCCAUGGGGCGAUCGCUGAGGACCCAACCUCUGAGAUGUUCAUGGUCAUAAAUCAGGGAGAGUCCAGUGUCCAGACAGAGGAAGGCUUUGAGAUCCUGUUAGGACCAGAGGUCACCUAUGGCCCUCCAGGCAUAGAUCUCUCCAGGCCUGUUGCUAUGACGAUAGCUCACUGUGCUGAGGUGGAUGCUGACAACUGGAACGUCCAACUGAAGAGGAAAACACAGGACAACAAAUGGGAGGAAGUGAUGUCAGUGGAGGAUGAGUCAACAUCUUGUUACUGCCUGAUGGACUCCAGUAGCUGCCACCUGCUGCUGGACCAGCCGGGCUCCUAUGCCCUUGUUGGUGAACCGCUCACCCAGGCAGCUGUGAAGAGGCUGAAGCUAGCAGUGUUUGGCAGCAUGGGGCCCAAACCCAUGGACUACAGCCUCCGAGUCUACUGUGUGGACGACACGCCACAUGCCUUUCAGGGAGUGGUGGCCACAGAGACCUGUAGAAGAGGACAGCUCCUUGAGGAACCCAAGAUUCUGCCUUUCAGAGGGAACACCUUCAGCCUCCAAGUCUCCAUCCAGGAUGUCCCACAGUUUCUAUGGAACAUUAAACCCUUUACCACGUGUCAGGAAUUUUCCUUUUCCCAAGUGUGGUGCAGCAACCAGCAGCCCCUGCACUGUGCCUUCUCCCUGGAGAGAUACAGCCCCACCACCACCCAGUUCUCCUGCAAGAUUAGCGUGAAGCAGGUCAAAGGUCACGAGCAGAUUCUGCAGGUCUAUACAUCUGUGGCAGAGAGCAAGAAGGAGUCAGUCCUGUUUUUUAUGCAGACAGACUGCACCGUCACCUCACAGACGGGACCCAAGGCCUUCAAAAUCCCCCUUUCCAUCCACCAGAGGAUCUGUGCCACCUUUGACACUGCCAACACUAAGGGAAAGGACUGGCAGAUCUUAGCCCAGAAACUCCAUCUAGAUAGGAACCUGUUGUAUUUUGCUAAGCAACAGAGCCCCUCUGCCGUCAUACUGAGCCUGUGGGAGGCACGACACCAAGACACUGGUGACCUUGACUCUCUGGCAAGUGCUCUGGAGGAAAUUGGCAAGAUCCAGUCCAAAAGCACUGUAGCACAGAGCCACGUGGAACCUGAAUCAGACUCGGUACAUCAUUUUGGAACAGGAAGCCCAGACAACCCAGUGUGUGGAAUGGGUGAACUCACCAAUCAUGAGACGGCUAACUCAGUCCCUGAGUAUACUAGCUGACUUGUCUCCUCCUACAUAGAUCCCAACAAUCCCAGUGUAAUGCAUAUCCAUAUAUGCACAUAACGACUGACAGCUGACUCGGUCGUGGAUUAAAAGGUCCAUCGGAUGUCAGUGUGCGAAGGGAGUUUGUUGUUCACAGAGCAAAAAACAUGACAGGAAAAAAUUACCACUGAGAAAAAAACCAAAUCUGUCAUUGCUGUGUGUACUGUAACUUUAUCCAUCCCUUUCUGAUGAUGUACUGUAACUUUAUCCAUCCCUUUCUGAUUAUGUACUGUACAUCUGUUUUGUCUUUCUCCAUUCUAUUCCCUUCUUUUCCUCCUAGUUAAUGCUAUUCUUAAGUCAGGCUGACCAUUUGAGUUUGUUUUCUUAUUCUGUUGUUCAGGAUAUAGGGGACCCUCUACACUGUUAGGACCCACCAAUGCUCUUCAAAAAGUGAAAAUGCUUGUCACCGUCCCCAGGGAUUGAUACUGCCCUCAUGUGCAUCUGCAUUUAUAGUGAGUGUGUCCCAAAUGGCACCCUAUACCCAUCUAGUGCAUUACGUUUGACCAGAGCCUAGUGAAAUGUAGUGCACUAAAUGGGGAAUAGGGUUCUUCCAUUUGGGAAGUAUCCCAUAUCACACCUAUACCAUAAGACAGCUGUAUGGUAUUAAUUUCUAUUUGAAUACUUGGUCAUCAAUUCCAAAUAAUGUCUCAAAUGGGAGAAACCACUCUGAAACAGGUAUAAACAGUACAGAGUUUAAUCAAAUGCAUUUUAUUGUAAUGUUCAGAUAUUUUUGUUCUGUAUCAGCGUAACAUUGUAAAAGAGAUCCUUGCGGUACAGUGGUGGGUUGUGAGGACAAUGUACUGUUAACAUGAUUCAGGCUGGAUCCUUUAUCUUUAAAGGAAAACCCCUGACAAUGAUGGAAAUGUCUUUGUCAGGCCACAGUACUGCAGUGUGUGUUUGUGUGCAUGCAUGCGUGUGACAGUUGUGGUUUGGCCACCCUGGAGGAGAAAGAGAAAGCUGGAGGAGCUGUAUGAUGUCAUUUCCUGGCACUAUGCCAUGUGUAUCUCUGCAUCUUAUCACCCACUUUCAACCAUUAUUAACACCUGUCAAAGAGCUGCUGAUCUACCCAACACACACAAGGCCCCCAACAGAGGCAUAGCACUUCACAACUACGCAGGACAUGAAUGUGGAUUAGGGUUUGGGUCAAUUCCAAUUUAAUUUGAAAAAGACCAUUCAAUUCUUGAAUUCACUCAUGAAGUGGAGAAUUUACAUUGAAUUAAAUUUGAAUUAGAAAAAUCUUAAAGUUACAGAAUUGAAUUUGAAUUAGACUGAUUUGGAAUUGUAAAAAUGUAAUUGAAUUGAAUUGGAAUUCAACAUUUUUACAUUUCCCAGUUAAUGAAAUUAAUGCACAUAGUAUAAAAAUGGACUGUAGGAUUUGUUUUUAAUUAUUUCAAUCUGUAUUCCCAUAUUGCCAGUAUAGUUAGGCUGUCGGAACAUUGAUGAUCAGCCUGAAUUAAUUUAAUUUGAAUUUGUGGAAAUGUUGUGGAUAGUAUUGAAUUAGGAAUAUAAUUAUUGGAAUUGACCUAACAUUGCAAUUCAGAGAACAUUUCUCAAUUCAAAGACUGACAUGGAAUUUGAAUUCAAUUAAAUGGAAUUGACAGGGAAAGAGAAUUGAAUGACAAUUUAAUUUGAAGAAUUGACCCCAACCCUGAUGUGGAUAGAAUGUGUAAUAGUAUGGGAAGCCUUUCUGGUACAAUAAGCAGGCCUGUUUAACAUAUUGGUGUACUGUAUAAGCAAGGAGGGCCCAUAGGGCUCUAUAGUAAAUAUGGUGCCAUUUGGGACAUAUCUUAAAUGCCAUAAGAAUGCAGUGGCAUUACUGGUUUGAAUAAUAGGCACUUGUAUUGAACACGUUUAAAAUAGAUGUCCAGCUAAAAAAAUCACACUAGAAAAAAUAUAACAGGAUGGUGUUUCUGUACUUAAUUGUAUUCCAUGUACUCUAUAAUUCACAGGAUGGAUUUGUGUAUUCCAUGUACUCUAUAAUUCACAGGGUGGAUUUGUUUAUUCCAUGUACUCUAUAAUUCACAGGAUGUUAUUGUUUAUUCCAUGUACUCUAUAAUUCACAGGAUGGAUUUGUUUAUUCCAUGUACUCUAUAAUUCACAGGAUGGAUUUGUUUAUUCCAUGUACUCUAUAAUUCACAGGAUGUUAUUGUUUAUUCCAUGUACUCUAUAAUUCACAGGAUGGAUUUGUUUAUUCCAUGUACUCUAUAAUUCACAGGAUGUUAUUGUUUAUUCCAUGUAAAUCAAAGGAUGUUAUUGUUUAUUCCAUGUAAAUCAACGGAUGUUAUUGUUUAUUCCAUGUAAAUCAACGGAUGUUAUUGUUUAUUCCAUGUAAAUCAACGGAUGUUAUUGUUUAUUCCAUGUAAAUCAACGGAUGUUAUUGUUUAUUCCAUGUAAAUCAACGGAUGUUAUUGUUUAUUCCAUGUAAAUCAAAGGAUGGUAUUGUUUAUUCCAUGUAAAUCAACGGAUGUUAUUGUUUAUUCCAUGUAAAUCAACGGAUGUUAUUGUUUAUUCCAUGUAAUUCAAAGGAUGUUAUUGUUUAUUCCAUGUAAAUCAACGGAUGUUAUUGUUUAUUCCAUGUAAUUCAAAGGAUGGUAUUGUUUAUUCCAUGUAAAUCAAAGGAUGGUGUUGUUUAUUCCAUGUAAUUCUUAUGAUGCAUAUUUCUGUUUUUAUGUGAUCAAUAUGAUUUAGCAUCUACAGGCUUGGAUCAUGCCUGUUUCUAGUUACUCAUGCUUUCAUUUGUAUUACAAUGAGCAUAAUAACAAGGAUUUUAAAUGAUCUAAAUACUUUUAGAAAAUGGCGCUCAGAGGUGUCUCAGUACAGUUACAUUUUCCAAAACGCUCAACUUGUUCAUUGUACACCUGUUGCAGUCUCCUCUGAACUGCCUAAGACGCUGUUAGCUCAUAGUUUGUUAUAUGCAAUUUCAUAUACAAGAGGAUGCAUCCAAAAUGGAAUCCUAUUCCCUUUAUAGUGCACUACUACAGGGCUCUGGUCAAAAGUAGUCCACUAUAGAGGGAAAACGGUGGCUGAAGUUUUGAGCUGUGUCUACUGUGCCCUUAUUGAUUAUUACUGUAUGUUGCUCUCAACAGCAACGAUCAGACGAGCUGAAUUUCACACUCUACCCACUGAGCACAGACAUCAAUUCAUUGUCAAUUCCACUUUGGUUCAAUGUAAUUUCAUUGAAAUGACGUGGAAACGACGCUUAUUCAACCAGUGUGUGCCCAGUGGGUACAUGAAACCUACAUUGCUUUUUGGUUUCUACAUAACACAUUUGCUAUGCUCUCCUAAUCAAUUGAGCGUUAUACAAUCCAGCUGGAUAUAGAAUAGAUUAGUGAGUGGGUGAGCUUUACGUUUUGAAAAUUAUUGUUUUUCUUAAUUGUUAGCAAUUUAAUUUCAAUUCCCUGUACUAAUGUGAGCAAGAGUGGUGGAAAACCAGAAACAGGUGUGCUGUUGUAGUGCUAAACAGUGGCUAAUGUUGCAUUAAGAACAUUUGUCUGUGGAAUACAAUACACCAUAACAACCAAACAUAGCAUUUGAACUAUUUUAUUUAAUGUUGCCUAUUGCAUACAUGCCUAGUCAUAUCUAAGGUAUUAAAUGUUGAAGUUAAGUUUUUAAAUGUUAAGUGGGCCACUGGGUUUUGAACCAUACAUACAUACUCUGUAUUAUUAUUGCUUUGUGUUGUCACAGGCUGAAGACUAUUGUUGUCACAGGCUGAAGACUAUUGUUGUCACAGGCUGAAGUGUAUUUGUUGUCACGGGCUGAAGUGUAUUUGUUGUCACAGGCUGAAGGCGAUGUGUUGUCACAGGCUGAAGGCGAUUGAGUUGUCACAGGCUGAAGGCGAUUGUGUUGUUACAGGCUGAAGGCAUUUGAGUUGUCACAGGCUGAAGGCGAUUGUGUUGUUACAGGCUGAAGGCAUUUGUGUUGUCACAGGCUGAAGGCGAUUGUGUUGUUACAGGCUGAAGGCGAUUGUGCGAUUGUGGUGUCACAGGCUGACGAUGACGAUUGUUGUGUCACAGGCUGAAGAGUUUACUGUUGGACCCCUGAUUUAAUGUCCCCUGAGUUAGUAACUAUUCCCUUUAUAGCCCACUGGGCCAAAACUGGUUGAAUCCAAAAAUGAAUCAAUGUGGAAGUCUGAAUGGAUUUGAAAAAAGUAAUCAAUGUAAGGGAAUUUAGUAUUUUUCACCUAACUUUUAACCUAAAUCCAAUGACAUGGUAAUUUAUUUUUUCCGUUUAAUUCAGGUUAACUCAACCAAAUGUAAAUUAAAACUAGACUUUGAACGAACGUCUGUGCCCAGUGGGAGUGCACUAUGUUUGACCAAGGCCUAUAGGCCUCUGGUCAAAACUAGUGCACUAUAAAGGGAAUAGGGUAUCAUUUGGGACGCAUGCUAUAGCUCCACACUGACUUCAUCAGGAUGGAUGUUGCUAUGCUCCAUCUCACAUCACGCAUGGCCUUUGGCUUCAUAUCACUAUUCUUGUGCCUUGUUUAACUACUGUAAAUGGUGAAUGUUGUAAAGUACAGAUGGGGCUGAAAAAAAAAUAAACAAAGCAAAACCAUGCCAACAUACAUUUAAAAAAGUAUUAGUUGAAAAAGUAUUUAAGAUUAUAUAAUUCGAUAGGCUGCAGAGCUUUUCUAGUGCUAAACAUACUGCAUAUGUUUGGUAUUGCCAGGGCAGCUUGGUGGUAUAUUGUAUCUAUAUAAUUAUGGACAUUUUGGAUGUUUUCUGUACAGUAGAAUUUGCAAAUGUAUAUGCAGCCUUUUGGAAAUAAAUGUACAGCUAAAG
Oncorhynchus keta (chum salmon) is the source of this 8007-nucleotide messenger RNA. Its product is annotated as netrin receptor UNC5D-like. Bases 266 to 3187 code for a protein of 973 amino acids. The record is from RefSeq and is a predicted model, not a curated record. The transcript is spliced from 17 exons. NCBI's taxonomy places the organism in Eukaryota, Metazoa, Chordata, Actinopteri, Salmoniformes, Salmonidae. Gene Ontology annotation, biological process: netrin-activated signaling pathway. Gene Ontology annotation, cellular component: membrane. Gene Ontology annotation, molecular function: protein binding; netrin receptor activity.